Messenger RNA from Amoebophrya sp. A120, 2770 nucleotides. The record is from the annotation of a GenBank genome assembly. Lineage: Eukaryota; Dinophyceae; Syndiniales; Amoebophryaceae.
AUUUGAGCUUUCGUCCACGGGGCCACUGCGUAUCCUGGUUUCUCUUCAGAUCGCCGGCGCGGCGCCCGCCCGUAGUACGGGUUACAACUGUUCGGCUGACGAUUUUUGUGGGAAGAAAUUUAGCCACACGACUCCCCGGGACGUUCAUCUUGACAACAACGCGACGUCGCCGAUUAAAAACAAAAAUCAGUUGCUUUCUCCAACGCUGUCGCGUGCAUCACAGGUGUCGCCUUGGAUACCAAGGGCAAGUGGGCAUGCAUCAAUGCGACGACCGAACCAAACCGGGCACCCCAAUGUGUACGAUGGGGCUUUAUUCAGCCAGAUUUUUCGGGAGCUAGAUGAGCACUCCGACCUCGCGAAUGAAGUCGCGCAAGCUGCGGCCGAGAAACGAAAACGGCAGAGUGCUCAGUUGGGCGUGCACCUAGAUACCAGAGAGCUCAGUGACACGACCAGAGAAACCAGCAGGUUUCAUCCCCCGGUGUCUCGCCGUCAGGAUGAAAAACCACUGCCAGCACUGUCCCCGUUGACCUCAACCCUGGGUGGCCUCAAUCAUGGGUGGAGCCAUCAGAUGAAGAGUCCAGUUGCAGCAGUGGAUAGGCUCAAACUGGCGGAUCUUCUCGGGGCCAUAGCUGCAUCGCACGUGCGCCGAAAGGUCUUUCAGAUGACGCUAGCGCACCUGACAGCGGUGCGGUUUGUCGGCAAGCUGGCACUGGACCUCUUUCGCCUGUUUGAAGGCAACAUCGCGCGAGCGGCCGCGAGCCGACGCGGAUUGGCGUUUCUAGGCCAUCUUCGAGGCGAAAUGUUGCUUCGGUCGGGCAGCGAUGAUGGGCGCGGAAUCUUAGGGGUUUUGGAAUCCGGGAUGAAAAAGGUAUAGGAUGCCAUACAUAUCGCGUUUUUUUUUUAUUUUUUAGAAGUGAAUCUUGUUGAGCGAUUGCAUUGUUUUUGAUCCUUGCAGUGAGCUGCGAUCUUCGCUCGAUGUGGAUUGCUCUCUGUGGUCACCAGAGAAUUUACUUUCUUGUGAAAGCGUUCAACUCUCGCGACACGUUGGGAAAUUGAGUUGUACUACCAUGAAAAAUAACGUUCAGCGGCUGGAGGAGUUGUUGCCUGGCUCGCACAUGGCCCGGAUUUUGCUCGUAAUGGGCGACUAUCUUGUGGUCGCACCGUUUACUGCCAUGGUGUUUGUUGACGGGGAUAGUCAAAAAUAUGCCGAGCUCCGGUCCCCAAGCCACCUUCUGAAUGCCAAUGGGACCACGUCAGCUGCCCCUGCUACUACACCAUCGCGAACGACGAACACUGCUACCACGACAUCAAGAGUGACGAGACAUAAAAUGGCCUUUGGAGGAGUUGGCAUGUCGAGAAAGCAGCACGUCUUUCUCCCCCGUUCGCGGGGUUUCUCUGGCUACACAUCGAGGGCGGGCGGUGGAGGGCAGCAACGCGUUGGUAGUUUUUCGGCGGCUAGUUUUCACACUUCCAAGCUGGUGAGCAGCAGCGCAAGCCACGUGCGCGCUGAAGGAAGAUACUCCACGUGCUUCUAUCUCUGCGCCGACACGCGGCAGUACUACCACGAGCGGGGGGCCUUCCUUGAUCCCGAAGUCGACGGUGCGGAGUUGUGCUUUAGCAAACACACGGCGCACACGCUGGACGACGUGCAUUUUUUGUCGGCGCCGGUGUUCCUCUCGCCGCAGGUAGCGGGGAAGAUGCUGGAGGAAGGGAGCCACUUUCACAGCGAGGCCGUCCCCCCAGAUGUGGCGCUGCUUCAGCAGAAAAACCAGCUUCUGCGCCUUCCACUUCCCCCGUAUAGCUUGCUCAGACGCUACAAUCUCAAACGUUACAAUAGAAUCUGGAAUUUGUCUUGCAUGCUGAGCAUGACAGAAUCGCAGAGCGUUCCACUUUCUGCAAUACAAACUUCGCCUGAUUGUAGUGGGGUUUGGGACUCCGGAACUUGUCAUGCGCGAUCCUAUGAGAGUUGGCUAGAUCAUGCACUCUUGCAUCACAGAUUUCCAUAUUAUAUUGUAACGUUUGAGAUUGUAACACCUUAGCGGGUUAUACCCCAACCGCGGCCAUUUUGCACGCCCAGAAACUACAACCUACAGCCGCGGUCGUUGGGGACACUACUUCAGCGGAUCGUGACGAGAAUCAAGGUGGCGAGGGAGGAGCCGCAGGAAACUCGGUAGCAACGACUACUGCACCUCCCCUAACGAGUUGCGCAAGCGGGAUGAGCAACAUACAACACGACGCCUUCGCUGUUGUGCAAAUACUUUCCUAUCGCAGGCCGUUUUCACCCACCGAUGUGGACAACUUUCAGCACGCAGUGGAUGUCUUCAGCCUCUCGCUCGAAUCGGCUCUGCUCUCCCACUAUUUAGAUCGGGCCGAAUUUGCUACCCUGGGUGAGUAGAGAAGGGCUGUGAUCAAAGGUGGAGAAAAAUGCAGCUGUUGCUGCACCUUCUGCUGCGCAGGAUUAGAAGCGCGACCCGACCGCAGUGGAGGGGGGCAGAUCGGACGAGAAGUGAAUAGAAUAUGAAUGUAUGAUAAGUGUAGGAUUGCUCGCUCUCUUCAGUUUCUAAUGAAUCAGCGGCAUCUUAUUUACUUGUAAACAAGAUGGACGGAGCCCCCGAUUAGUGAUCAAUGUUGACGUAGUUCGAUGCUUCUGGAAGUAGAGAUAAACGGUGAAAGGCAACAUUGACUUCCUGCAAAAGGAAGGACUACAAAAAGAAAAUGACAGGAGUAUUAGAUUGAGGAGAAAAGUAGCAAUGCGGAAGUCCUUCAGGAC